AUGGCCACUGCAGAGGCAGAGCAGUUGAUUUUAUUUUUUAAAUAUCAAGGUGACCAUGCUGUUCUGUGUGUCAGAAUCAAGAACGUAGCAGUAGCUGUGACAAAAGCAGCUAGACUUCACCUGUUUCAAGCACAGGAAUGGCAGAAGCUGCAGAACGGUGUCCAAGAUCACAGCUGUACAGAGAAGUUCACUAAAGCUCAGCUGACAAUGACUGUGAACCACACAGAGCAAAAUCUGACAGUGUCCCAGAUUCCUUAUCCGGAAACAUGGUAUGUGUUUUAUGUAGACAAGUUUACCUGCGAGGAGAAUUAUUCUGAAUCCGAGGAUAUUCAGUUUGAAAUGGUCUUACUAAACCCAGAUGCAGAAGGGAAUCCAUUAGAUCACUUUAGCGCAGGGGAGUCUGGAUUACAUGAAUUCUUUUUCCUGCUUGUCCUAGCGUACUUCGUAACUGCUUGCAUAUAUGCACAGUCCCUAUGGCAAACAAUUAAGAAGCGUGGACCUAUGCAUACUGUAUUAAAGGUGUUGACAAUUGCAUUAUUGUUGCAGGCUGGUUCAGCUUUUGCCAACUACCUGCAUUUCUCAAGUUAUUCUAAAGAUGGAAUAGGAGCACCUUUUAUGGGAAGUCUGGCAGAAUUGUGUGACAUAGUCUCACAGAUACAAAUGCUGUAUUUAUUGUUGAGUCUCUGUAUGGGUUGGACAAUAGGCAGAAUGAAGAAAUCUCAUGGCAGACCUCUUCAGUGGGAUUCUACUCCAACAUCUACUGGCAUUGCUGUAGUAGUUGUUGUUACACAGAGCUUUUUAUUAAUUUGGGAGCAGUUUGAAGAUACGAAUCACCACAGCUACCAUUCACACCAUGGCUUAGCGAGUGGACUGCUUAUUGGCCUCAGAGUUUGCCUAGCUGUGUCACUGGCUGCUGGUCUUUACCAGAUCAUCACAGUGGAGAGAAGCACGCUGAAGAGGGAGUUCUAUAUCACCUUUGCUAAAGCCUGCAUUCUCUGGUUUUUGUGCCACCCAUGUCUUGCAUCCAUUUCUGUAAUAUUCAGAGAAUAUCAAAGAGAAAAGAUUAUUACCAUAGGUGUUAUCCUCUGUCAGUGCAUCUCCAUGGUUAUCCUCUACAGACUUUUUCUAUCUCAUAGUCUAUACUGGGAAGUAUCUUCACUGUCAUCAGUGACAUUGCCACUAACAGUAUCCUCUGGACAUAAAAAUCGACAUCACUUCUGAGAUGUUUAGGAAGAAGACAUUAUGUAAUAAAUGUGCAAUAAUGAUCUAAAUAUACAGGUAUUUUUGUCAUAGGUGUGUGAUACAUUGGUUUCACUGGAAGAAUGAGUGAUAAUAUCAGAGCACUUCAUAGACCUCUGGUCUCACAAGGUCCCUAGAUUAAUCUGUUAAAAGUAUUACGUAGUGGAAAAAUUCAUAAUUUUAAUAAUUUUAUAAAUAUUGUUUAUGUGUAGUAUGUGGUGCUGAGCUGUAUCACAGAAAAAUAUAAUGAAUCUUUUCUCUCCCAUUCACAGCCACAAAAAAUGUCCUUACUUUAUAUCAAUACUAGGUUUGAAGGUCUUACAAAAUGCAGUUCUUAAAACAUGUACAAGCUCAAACAAGUCUGAAAUAGGCCAGUUGUGAAAUUGGUGUGAUGUGUAAUGAUGAGUACAA
Molecule: messenger RNA, 1650 nt
Organism: Phaethon lepturus (White-tailed tropicbird)
Lineage: Eukaryota; Metazoa; Chordata; Aves; Phaethontiformes; Phaethontidae
Gene: GPR180
Product: G protein-coupled receptor 180
Exons: 9
Coding region: 1-1221 (406 amino acids)
Biological process (GO): G protein-coupled receptor signaling pathway; response to pheromone
Source: RefSeq, a predicted model, not a curated record